AUGGCAUCCCACCACCACUUAACACCCUUGAUCACCUUCACCACAUGCAUAAUCUUGGCAUACACUGGUUCAUCAAGGGACAUUUUCGUUCCACUCGUCGUCAAUAGUGGAACAAACAACACUGUUGUUAAUGGUACGCAGAAUAAUAGCGACUGUUGGACUGCUCUAUAUGAAGUCAAAUCAUGUCGCAACGAAAUUACUUCCUACAUCAAGAAUGGCACCAUGGAUAUCGGGGGGUCUUGCUGCCAAGCGAUAAAGACUAUAACGCAUGAUUGUUGGAUAAACCUAUUGAACGUUGUUGGUAUCCCGGUCAAGGAAAGUAAUGUCCUCCGUGGUUAUUGUGAUGUUAAUUCUUCUUCAACUCCGGUUACUGAUCCUGUGUCGUGUCAGGUUCUUUCAGAGCCAACUUCUGUUAAUAUUAGCAAUGGAACCACAGUCUAG
Molecule: messenger RNA, 441 nt
Organism: Helianthus annuus (common sunflower)
Lineage: Eukaryota; Viridiplantae; Streptophyta; Magnoliopsida; Asterales; Asteraceae
Product: egg cell-secreted protein 1.3
Exons: 1
Coding region: 1-441 (146 amino acids)
Biological process (GO): double fertilization forming a zygote and endosperm
Source: RefSeq, a predicted model, not a curated record